AUUUUUCAUGCUAGCAUCAUCUCUCUCUCUCUCUCUCAGGUCGGUGAUCAUCAUGGAGACACAGACCAAAGCAAACGAAGAAGAAGAGACCAACAUGGCUGCUUGGCUUCUGGGUGUCAAGAACCUCAAAAUUCAACCCUACCAUCUCCCUCCUCUUGGUCCUCACGAUGUUAAGGUCCGGGUAAAAGCUCUUGGUAUCUGUGGAAGCGAUGUUCAUCACUUCAAGACAAUGCGGUGUGCAAACUUCAUUGUCAAGAAGCCAAUGGUAAUAGGCCACGAGUGUGCUGGGAUCAUAGAAGAAGUUGGGACUGAGGUGAAGUCUCUGGUUGUAGGCGACCGUGUAGCCUUGGAGCCCGGAAUCAGUUGCGGUCAAUGCCGUCACUGCAAAGAUGGCCGCUACAAUCUUUGCCCGGAAAUGAAAUUCUUCGGAUCUCCGCCAACUAAUGGUUCUCUUGCCAAUAAGGUGGUGCAUCCCGCACAUCUGUGUUACAAGCUACCGGAAAAUGUGAGCUUGGAGGAAGGGGCAAUGUGCGAGCCCCUCAGUGUUGGUGUCCACGCUUGUCGCCGAGCAAAUAUCAAUCCUGAGACCAACAUACUCAUAAUGGGAUCAGGGCCGAUAGGCCUCGUUACCUUAUUAGCAGCUCGUGCUUUUGGAGCUCCGAGAAUCGUCAUCGCUGAUGUAGAUGAGCACAGAUUGUUGAUUGCGAAAAUGCUUGGCGCUGAUGAGGCGGUUCAAGUCUCAACAGAUGUAAAGCUCGUGGAUGAAGAAGUGGCACGCAUUCAAAAUGCAAUGGGCUGCAACAUCGACGUGAGCUUCGAUUGUGUUGGCUAUGACAAAACAAUGACCACAGCUUUGAAUGCGACUCGUGCUGGUGGCAAAGUGUGCCUUAUCGGAUUAGCCUUGAGCAAGAUGACAGUUCCUCUUACUCCUGCAGCAGCGAGGGAGACUGAUGUAAUAGGCAUAUUUCGGUAUAGAAACACAUACCCUCUCUGCAUCGAUUUCUUACGGACCGGCAAGAUCGACGUGAAGCCUUUGAUAACCCACCGCUUCGGAUUCUCGCAGGAGGAGAUUGAACAAGCCUUUGAGACCAGCGCUCGCGGCGGCAACGCCAUUAAAGUCAUGUUUAACCUGUAGGAAGUCAUGUUUAGUACCGUUGGAUAAAUCUGAACAUGGUUAUGUUGUCAAAGAAGGCCAAGGCCCUCAUCCAAAACUUGCUCAUCAGAGAUUGCGAAGUACAAUUUUAGGCCCAACAUAGCUUGAAAAUGAUAUUUGAGGAAGAUGACAUUUGCUUGACCAA
Messenger RNA from Syzygium oleosum, 1298 nucleotides. Its product is annotated as L-idonate 5-dehydrogenase-like. The record is from RefSeq and is a predicted model, not a curated record. Lineage: Eukaryota; Viridiplantae; Streptophyta; Magnoliopsida; Myrtales; Myrtaceae. The coding region runs from base 8 to 1135 and encodes 375 amino acids. Gene Ontology annotation, molecular function: zinc ion binding; oxidoreductase activity, acting on the CH-OH group of donors, NAD or NADP as acceptor. The transcript is spliced from 6 exons.